Molecule: messenger RNA, 1071 nt
Organism: Caenorhabditis bovis
Lineage: Eukaryota; Metazoa; Nematoda; Chromadorea; Rhabditida; Rhabditidae
Source: the annotation of a GenBank genome assembly
AUGCAUCCCCCGGGACGGUUUCUUGCCGGACAUUUGUCCGCCUUCUAUUUCACGCCGGCGGCUGCGCUUAUUGCGAAAAAUCAUUCCGAUUGGGCACAAUUGCAGCUCCUAUCGAAUGCCGCCGCCAAUACGGUGAACAGUACAAACGACGACGACGAUAUGAGUCAAGUUCAUUUCACUUCAUCGGCGAGACGCCGAAACGCAAUGAUCAUCGAUUCGAACAACAACGAUGACGAUUCACCCAAAGGAAUAAUUGCGAAUCUCCGACUUGCUCUACCACACAUUGCUCUCAUUUCGGCAACUCUAUGCUAUAUUUUCCUCGGCGCUUCCAUAUUUGCCUACAUCGAAAAACCAUACGAGCUUGAGAACCACCAAAGGCAUUAUUCGCAAUAUCAAUAUCUCAUGGCGAAUAUUUUAUCAUCUGCAAAUGAUUCUCAAGCAGACAUCGAUCAUCUUCUAGAUACGUUUACUCAUCUGAAUUUUCUUGCUUUCGAAGCGGGCCUCAAACCAGCAGAUUUGGCCAAAUUGAACAACUCGACGCGAUGGACCAUGAUAUCGUCGGUAUUUUUCACCACCACAGUUUUGACAUCGAUUGGUUAUGGCAAUCUGAUCCCAAUAUCAACGCAUGGUCAAAUCUUCUGCAUGUGUUAUGCGAUAUUCGGAAUUCCAUUAACACUCAUCACAAUUGCCGAUGUCGCUAAAUUCGUCGCUGAUUUAUUGAUUAUGGACCCGACGGAGGACGUCAAAACCACACGACAAUUAAUGGUGUUGGUCGUUUUGCUGGGAUAUAUGGCGAUUUCAGCAUGCGUCUACACGAUACUUGAACCGACUUGGUCAUUUGUCGAUGCCUUCUAUUUUUGCCUGGUUUCGUUGAUGACAGUCGGAUUUGGUGACUUGUAUCCAGUUGGUAAUUUCCAGUAUAUGAUGGUCUCAAUCAUUUUCAUAUUCAUUGGCCUUGUUAUUACUACAUUAGCUGUCGAUGUGAGCGGUUCGGUGUGCAUCGACAAGAUCCAUAGUCUUGGACGAGGAUUCGACGCGAUUCGCGUAUUAAAAGCGAUCCGAAAGAAGUGA